Molecule: messenger RNA, 658 nt
Organism: Sipha flava (yellow sugarcane aphid)
Lineage: Eukaryota; Metazoa; Arthropoda; Insecta; Hemiptera; Aphididae
Product: COX assembly mitochondrial protein homolog
Exons: 3
Coding region: 213-584 (123 amino acids)
Source: RefSeq, a predicted model, not a curated record
AUAUACAAUAAUUUAAUAUCUUCAAUACUUACAAAUUUAUUUGCAAUACAGGACUUUUCAAUUUAAAAUAACUGUGUUUUUUAGAUUUAUGAAUAUCACAAGAGAUUUAACAAUUAUAACUAAUAUAAUUGAUUUUUUUUUAAAUUUUAUGAAUAUUAUUAAUUGAAACAUUAAUUUAUUACUUACUAUUUAAUUAUAUAUUUCAUGUUGUAAUGUCAGAAUCUAAAGAAAAUGUACGUAAGCCUCGGUAUGCAGGAGGUCCUCACGGGUUGGGAGAUCCAGAUGAUUAUAAAUUACGAAAAAUCGAACAAAAUGUGGUAAUUCCUAAAAUUGUACGAGAAAGAGCUAAAUAUGAAAAAUGUGUUGAAGAAAAUAAAGCUUUUGGAGAUUGUUGUUUGGAUACUGGAUUUUUUAUGUUUUAUAAAUGCAGACAAGAAGUGAAAUUAUUAAAUACUUGUAUGGAAAAAUGGUUUAUAAAUGAGGAUUUCAUAAAGGAAUGUCGAAAUCAAUACUUAGAAGAACGAAGACAAUAUAGAUUAACUGGAUUAAAAAAAAAUUCUGACGGAAUUAGAAUGAAAAGUUGAAAUGAUAAAGUAAUCAUAGACUAUAAAAUUAAACCAAUGUAGUCAUAAAAUUAGUAUAUUGUGAAGUUUAUUCA